ACCAGUGUGAUUUCGAUGAGAAAGCAAGUAGCAACGGCGUCUUCUUUGUUAGUGAAUGGCUUAAGAGCUCUCUUCUUAGUGUUGUGCUGCUUGAUGAUAGCCACUCUCAUUUACACCAUCCUCAUCGAUGGCCUUCCUUUCCGCUGGGAAAUCCUUACCCCGUGGAUGGCUGCAACUUUGGUUGAUUUCUACAUCAAUGUUGUACCUAUCGCUGUUUGGGUUUCCUACAAAGAAUCAAGUUUGAUUAUUGCUACACUUUGGGUAAUUAUGCUUAUAUGUUUUGGCAGCAUUACAACAUCUGGCUACCUUUUUAUUCAAUUUCUCAAACUGUCUCCUCAAGAAUCUUUGGAAAAUCCCAUUUAUCAUGUUCUAUUGCACCAGAUGAGCAAGAAUGAUACAAAAACAAAGGGGAAGCACUCAUCUGUUGUGAUUUCAAGAAUCCUCUUCAGUGUUUUGGGUUGCUUGAUGUUGGGAACUUUGAUCUAUACUCUCUUAACUAAUGGUUCGCCUUUCCGCAAAGAGCUACUAACUCCGUGGAUAACAGCUACACUAAUUGAUUUCUAUAUAAAUGUUGUUGGUCUAUCGGUUUGGGUUGCCUACAAAGAAUCAAAUUGGAUUUCUGCAGUUUGCUGGAUAGUCCUACUCAUAUGUUUUGGCAGCAUUACCACAUGUGCCUACAUAGUCAAGGAACUCUUCAAGCUUGCUUGGCAAGAUCCUCUCUACCUUAUUUUGAUAACAGAAGACGAUAGGCAAGGCAGAGAACACGUAUGAAAGCAUAGAAUAAUGGUGAGCAGUGUAACAAAGAAGUUGAAAAGCAAGUAGAUUUCUUGCUGGUUUAAUAUGAUUUUCAAACAGCAACAUGACAUGUAAUUUCUGUUAUUUCCCCCCUAUAUAUCUCAAGUUGAAUUUAUGCCGAAUAUGUUGAUAUUAAUCAGCCCCAGAUUUGUUGAUAUGUACAACUCAAAUACUUCACUGCCAAAUCUCCUCUAUUUGACAGUAAACAAUUAGGUUUUAUGUAUUGAAACGGUAAAAAAAAAGUAGGUUAAUUUGUUAAAUUUGUUUUA
Messenger RNA from Hibiscus syriacus, 1064 nucleotides. RefSeq lists its product as uncharacterized. The record is from RefSeq and is a predicted model, not a curated record. Bases 16 to 771 code for a protein of 251 amino acids. NCBI's taxonomy places the organism in Eukaryota, Viridiplantae, Streptophyta, Magnoliopsida, Malvales, Malvaceae. The transcript is spliced from 9 exons.